GUAGACACUUCUGGCCCAUCGAGGAGAUCCAUCGCGCCGUCGACGGGAUGGCCCUGCUGAAACUCAAUGUGCUUCAUCUCCACCUGUCGGACGAUCAAGGAUGGCGCUUCGAGUCCAAAAGAUGGCCAAAAUUGACCGAGAUUGGAGCUUGGAGAGAAGGGACCCUGAUCGGCGCAACCUCCAACUGGGAAGAUAAAUCCUGAAAGUUACCAGGACAAGUUCAACACUGUACGGCAUGGUGGAUUCUACACUCAAGAUGAGCUCAGGAAACUCUGUGCGUACGCAAAAACGAAGGGAAUCACAGUGGUCCCAGAGAUUGACAUGCCGGGUCAUAUGAGAGCUGCUCGAGCCGCAUAUCCUGAACUGGGAUACGAUGGAAAAGUCCUCAAAGUCGGCAGAGCCUGGGGGAUGUAUCCGGAAGUGUUGAGAGUGGACGAUUUGGGAUUGAAAUUCUGCAAGGAUAUUCUGGACGAAUUGUGUGAGGUAUUCGACUCGGAUUACAUCCAUAUUGGCGGAGACGAGUGUCCCGAAGCCGAAUGGUCCGAGUCUCCAACCGCAAGGGAACAGCUGAAGGCAAUCUCCGGAACACACAUGGAUGAACUCCAGAGACAUUUCACCGCCCAAAUUGCAGAGUACCUGCGCUCAAAGGGAAAGAAAAUGAUAGGAUGGGACGAAAUCAUCGAUGGAGGUGUGCCAGGUGGUGAUCCCACCGUCCUUGCGUGGAGGGAUUGGACCAAAGCAGCUCAACGGUCGACUGCAGCUGGUGUCAGGACGAUCCAAGCGCCUACGAUGCUUUAUUUUGGAUCUGCUCAAGGACCUUUCGACAAGGAACCUCUAGCUCAAGGGCCCGGUGCAGAUCUUGAGACUGUAUACGCUUUUGAUCCAUACAAGGAUAUCGAAGAGAAAACAGGCACCUGGUCUUUGGAAUGCAGGCUCAGAUUUGGACCGAAUACAUUCCCACUAUCGAACACCUCUGGUACAUGGUGUUCCCUCGACUUAUCGCUCUAGCCAAUGUCGCUUAUUUAGGAGACGAACGGCCAUCUUACGGGGAAUUCAGAAAGGGACUGCCAAAGAGAUUGGAGGAGCUCAA
Molecule: messenger RNA, 1090 nt
Organism: Kockovaella imperatae
Lineage: Eukaryota; Fungi; Basidiomycota; Tremellomycetes; Tremellales; Cuniculitremaceae
Product: family 20 glycoside hydrolase
Exons: 1
Coding region: 322-1008 (228 amino acids)
Biological process (GO): carbohydrate metabolic process; glycosaminoglycan metabolic process
Cellular component (GO): membrane
Molecular function (GO): beta-N-acetylhexosaminidase activity
Source: RefSeq, a predicted model, not a curated record